CGGCCGGCCGGCAAUGCAUUGGUCAACCGGGGCCGGUUGGACGCGGGUCCGGGUUUCGUAAACUUCAACUCCAGAGAACCAGAUAUCAGCGAGUGAGCGUCAUAGGGAGGCGUAAACAACACAGACAAGAGUUUCUUAAAAGUCUCCCGAACUAAACUUGAGCUGAACGUCAUGGCAUACGUGGUGGAUUUCCGGAGUGACACGGUCACCAAGCCCUGUGCCGACAUGAGGAAGGCCAUGUUUGAAGCAGAAGUUGGCGACGAUGUUUGGGGCGAUGACCCGACUGUGAAAAAACUUGAGGAAACAAUGGCCAAGAUGCUUAAGAAGGAUGCCGCGUUGUUUGUGCCAUCAGGGACCAUGUCAAAUCUCCUCGCUAUAUUGGCCCACUGCCAAGGUCGCGGGGAGGAGGUGUUGCUAGGCGACCAGUCACAUAUAAUGCUGUACGAGCAGGGAGGCAUUGCACAGUUCGCAGGUGUAAACCCCAGGACUCUUGUCAAUAAGCCGGAUGGCACUUUUGAUCUUCAAGACGCAAAGUCCAAGAUUCGCAUGGAGGACAUUCACUAUCCAAGGACUCGUGCGAUUUGCAUCGAGAACACGCACAAUGCCGCCGGGGGGAAGGUGGUGCCCAUUGAGUUUAUCCAAAAGGUGAGAGAGCUAGCCGACAGCCACAGCCUUCAGGUUCACCUGGAUGGAGCACGCAUCAUGAAUGCCGCCGUUGCCAUGGACGUGACCCCUGACACUAUCGCUCAGUAUUGUGACUCAGUGUCAGUCUGUCUUUCUAAGGGACUGGGAGCUCCAGUUGGAUCCUGUCUUGUUGGCAGCAAAGAAUUUAUCAAAAGAGCUCACCGACAUCGCAAAGCCCUGGGUGGUGGGAUGAGGCAGGUCGGUAUCCUAGCGGCGGCGGGGCUGGUGGCGUUAGAGAAAGGAAUACCGAGACUGAAGACAGACCAUGAGAACGCUAAACUCCUAGCCCAAGGAGUCAUUGACCUCAAGUGCCCUAGCGUGACCUGUGACCUAGCUGCCACGGAAACCAACAUGGUGUACCUGAUGAUGGGGGAGGGAGUGUCGGCCAAGUUGUUCUAUCUUCUGUGUGGGACGGUGACCGAGGGUGAAGAACAGGAACUGGGACAGGGCAUUCAGGUGCAACUGUGUCCUGUGAGUGAUACUUGCUUACGGGUGGCCAUUCACCAUCACAUCACGGCCGAGCAUAUUGCCAUGGCACUCAAGAAAAUUGCCUACGUUGACAAACUUUUCCAGAGUGGAGAGGCGGCCAAACAUCUCCCCAAAAAUUGAAACGGAGGCCAGGGGCGAGGGUUAUCAUGUCAUAAAACGGUGAAAAUGAGACCAGGGGCUGAUAACCAUGUCAUAAAGCAAG
Molecule: messenger RNA, 1375 nt
Organism: Patiria miniata (bat star)
Lineage: Eukaryota; Metazoa; Echinodermata; Asteroidea; Valvatida; Asterinidae
Product: probable low-specificity L-threonine aldolase 1
Exons: 11
Coding region: 172-1293 (373 amino acids)
Biological process (GO): glycine biosynthetic process; L-threonine catabolic process
Cellular component (GO): cytosol
Molecular function (GO): L-allo-threonine aldolase activity
Source: RefSeq, a predicted model, not a curated record